This is a messenger RNA of Sugiyamaella lignohabitans, 1203 nucleotides long. RefSeq names its product Pex13p (gene PEX13). NCBI's taxonomy places the organism in Eukaryota, Fungi, Ascomycota, Dipodascomycetes, Dipodascales, Trichomonascaceae. Gene Ontology annotation, cellular component: peroxisomal importomer complex; peroxisomal membrane; peroxisome. Gene Ontology annotation, molecular function: protein binding. The coding region runs from base 1 to 1203 and encodes 400 amino acids. The transcript has a single exon. Gene Ontology annotation, biological process: protein import into peroxisome matrix, docking. The record is from RefSeq and is a predicted model, not a curated record.
AUGUCCUCAGCUCCUCCACGUCCUAAACCUUGGGAAGUUAAUAAUAGUUCAUCAGCCGAUGUGACAACAGCUACUGGCACUACUACGACGCCAGGGAUCCAACCAGUUUCUUCAACUAGUCCAAUUACAGCGACAACUGGAUCGAUUCCAUCAUCUUCGCCGUCGAUUCCAGAAAGGCCUACGAGCUUGACGAACUCAAGUGUAAAUCCCACUUCUCCAUACUCAUACUCCUCUACAACAAGCCCCUACAGUACCGGUAUGAAUUCGAUAGGUGGUAUGGGUGGUUUGGGAACCACGGGAUAUGGCGGCUAUGGCGGUUAUGGCGGUUAUGGAUCUGCUUAUGGUAGCGGGUAUGGUGGAUAUGGUUCUUACGGUGGAUAUGGUGGUGGAUACUCGCGAUAUGGUGCCGGAGGAAUGUAUGGAGGUGGAUAUGGCGGUGGGUUUGGUGGAAUGCCCGGUGACCAAAAUGGUCUUCGGGGAUUUGAAAAUAGUACUGCUGCCACUUUCCAAUUGAUCGAAUCGAUUGUUGGUGCUGUAGGUGGUUUUGCCCAGAUGCUAGAGUCUACUUAUAUGGCUACCCACUCAUCAUUUUUUGCCAUGGUUUCUGUGGCAGAACAAUUUGGCCACUUGAAAACGAGUCUUGGCUCAAUUCUAGGCGUUUUCGCUAUUAUGCGGUGGCUAAGAAAACUUAUUGCCAAGGUUAGUGGCCAGACUGAUCCUGCUAUUGCUAGCACUGCAUCUAAGUUGACUGCUAAGGAUUUUGCUAAGUUCAAUAGUAACGGUGGAUCGAGCGCUGUUGCUAGACCCAGACCAUCUUUUAAGCCAUUACUGAUGUUUUUGGCGGCUGUGUUUGGAUUCCCUUAUCUGUUGGGUAAACUCAUUAAAGCCAUGUCUUUACGUCAACAAGGAUUAGCUCCUGCUGGUGGUCUGCUAGAUAACGGUGCACCUAUCGAUCCCUCACAACUGGAAUUUUGCCGUGCUAUCUACGACUUUGUUCCUGAAAACCCCAAUAUCGAGCUCGAACUGCACAAAGGCGACCUCGUAGCCAUUCUCUCUAGACAAGACCCCGCUGGAAACCCAAGUCAGUGGUGGAGAGCCCGUACUCGUGAUGGACGUUCUGGUUACAUUCCUGCCACUUAUGUAGAAGUUAUUCCACGAAGGCUGGAAGAAACAAAACUCAUUAAAGAGACAGCUAGUAGCUAA